Messenger RNA from Rosa rugosa (rugosa rose), 924 nucleotides. RefSeq lists its product as uncharacterized. Lineage: Eukaryota; Viridiplantae; Streptophyta; Magnoliopsida; Rosales; Rosaceae. The record is from RefSeq and is a predicted model, not a curated record. The coding region runs from base 91 to 756 and encodes 221 amino acids. The transcript is spliced from 5 exons.
CACUUUGUGCCAAACAAGGGAGCGAGCACAGCGGCAAAGCUUGUUAGAGUGAACCAGUUCUGCUUCAAAGUUCAAACCAAACAACUUGAAAUGGCUCAAACGCCUAGGUCCACUAAUCUGAAAACUGAGAGAGUUCAGUCACAGCCUGAAAGACCAAAUCUUCCUACGGAAGAAAUGGCACAAGAGAAUGCACCUCCACAGAAGAAAAGCAAGGCAAGGAAGAAACGGCCAAGGUACUACACAGCAGUUAGGCGAUCUUCACGCAUCCGAAACACUGUGACUCCCUCUCAAAACCGGAGCCUACAGCCAGUGCAGAUUACAAUCAGUGAAAGCGAGAGUGAAAGCGACAGAGAAGAGGAGCCUCCUUGUUUGGAGGAGAAUGUGGAGGAGCUGGCUGUUCGUGGUGAGAAAACAUUGGAUGAAAAAGUGGACUAUGCUGUGCAGUUAUUGGAGACUAUGAGCUCACAGGGUAACAAUAGGAUCUCUGACACUUCUGAACUCAGAUACAGAAGUUUGUACUUUGAGUCCCAAAAGCAGAAUGAGAAAUUGAAAAAGGAGAACCGUGAGCUUUCUUUGAAGUUGCAAGUUGCUCUUGCCAAAAUUGAAGGAUUUGAGAAAGGGAGUAAUGCAUCUGUGGAAUGGAUGGCAAAAUUUAAAGAUGUGUUGUUGGUUACAAGCUUGGCAAAAGCUUCUGAAAUGGUUGCUUCUCAAGAUCCUAAAGCGGCUUCUUCUUCAAAGAGAAAGAGACAUCCCUAAAGGGAAAGAGAAGAUAAAGAGAACUGAAGCCCUUUUGUAUAGAAUGAAUUAUGUUCACAUAUUGGUAUGGAGUUUGGACUAUGCUUCGGUUCGCUACUAAGUUCUAAUGUUCUGAUGGCAUACUUUAAGCACUUUGACUUUGACUAAGUUCUAAUAUGAUCUAGUUAA